Entamoeba dispar SAW760 is the source of this 395-nucleotide messenger RNA. Its product is annotated as cAMP-dependent protein kinase, gamma-catalytic subunit, putative. Gene Ontology annotation, cellular component: cytoplasm. Lineage: Eukaryota; Evosea; Mastigamoebida; Endamoebidae. The record is from RefSeq and is a predicted model, not a curated record. The transcript is spliced from 2 exons. Gene Ontology annotation, biological process: intracellular signal transduction; protein phosphorylation. The annotation marks the transcript as partial. Gene Ontology annotation, molecular function: protein serine/threonine kinase activity; ATP binding.
AUGUCACAGUGUUAUCGUGUGGGACAAUUCAUCAUUGGAAAAAAACUUGGAGAAGGGAUGUGUGGAAAAGUAUAUCUUGCAUUUCAUGAAAAAACAGGAGUUAAAGUAGCUAUUAAAAUAGUAGAUAAAACAAAAUUAAUGAGAAAACCAGAAAUGAAAAGGAAAGUAGAACGAGAAAUAGCAUUUUUAAAAAUAAUAAAUCAUAGAAAUGUUAUGCAAUUAUAUACUGUAUAUGAAACAACACGAUAUCUUUUCUUAGUAAUGGAAUUACUUGAAGGAGGAGAAUUAUUUGAUUAUAUAAUUUCAAAAGGGAGAUUAGAAAUAGAAGAAGUAUUAGUUUAUUUUCAACAAUUAAUAUUUGCAGUAGAACAUUUUCAUUCAAGACAUAUAUGGUU